Messenger RNA from Serendipita indica DSM 11827, 5100 nucleotides. The record is from the annotation of a GenBank genome assembly. Lineage: Eukaryota; Fungi; Basidiomycota; Agaricomycetes; Sebacinales; Serendipitaceae.
AUGAACACGACAACGUCGGGCGAGGUUCGCCUGGCGAUUAUCUGGAGCACUCCAGCAGAACGUUUGCUACAUGAAACCUCGAUAUCAUCUACAGCAACCGUGCUCGAGCUCAAGGAGCAGCUUUACAAGACACUAGUUGGCAGACCGCAUGCCUCUGGCCAAAUUCUGGCACAUCUAGGACGAACUUUGGAGAACUCAGAGAUCAUUGGUCAUAUAUGCAAUGUCCCAAAGGUGGAGGUUUAUACAUUAUAUAUGACAAUCCAGCCACAUGCAUGGGGAGAAAAACCACCGCAAGGAAGUCAACCAGCUGCAUCAAAUCCUCCGGCUAUGGCCCUCCAUCCGCACCAGCUCAUUAGCCCUGGCGAUGUCAGGGCCCGCGUCGAACCCAGAAACGAGCGAAAUCCUCUCUCGUAUAUUCAUUGGCUUCAUUAUAACGCUAUCAGGGCGCUCCUGGGGUAUCAAGCUUACUCCAUACCAAAUCCCCUCGGGCGACCAAUGGAGGCUCACAAGCAGGACGCGAUGAAUUUCUAUGCAUGGUCGAACGUCAAAUGGCCGAUAGUAUUUUCUCGCGAGCAAGAAUUGUUUACUACGCCGCGAGAGUAUGGGGAGGGGGUUCAGUACAGCGAUUUCGACGGAAGCACAAGACCGAUAAUGCGACUACAAGCAAACUCGCCCGCCCCGACAGCACUGCAAAAGCUCGCGCUAGAGAUCAUGUCGUAUACAUACCCCUUGCUCUCCGUUGAGCUCUCACCGGCCCAACUGGAAUCUUUAAACCCGCGACACAGAAUACGAAAAGCGAAAAUGGACGCGUAUUUGCAGGCCGUCAAUCAUGCAUGGGCGAACAACCUUCCAGUUCCCGCCCCUCCUCAGCUUGAUGACCGCCCCGCUCCCGGAGCUGCAGCGAAUCGGCAGGUUAUUGUGAGGGUUGGAGUUGACACCGUUCUUUUGGUCGUCCGAGCUUCGCUGGUGUACUGGGUGUUCCGACCUUUUACCAGAACAUUGACCGGUUGCGCUUACGUGGCUUGGAUCCUAUACGAACUGUGGCAAUUAUGGGCCCGACCAGCACCUCCGGGCAAUGAAGGUGGUCGACCUCGUCAAGGUGGAGGCGCGAAUGCCAAUGGAGGCAACCCGGGGGGUGGAGUCGCUCCUGCUGUCGGUGGUCCUGCUGCUGCCGCUCAACCACCAAACAACGCGGGAAAUGGGGGAAACAACAAUAACAACCAAGCUGUUAUUCCCGCUGGAGGCGCCAAUGGACAACAUGGUGCCAAUGGACAUCCUGCUCCGGCAAACGGUGCAGCCGGACAACAGGAUGUCCAGAAUCAAGCAAAUCUAUGGCAGCGUUACGCUCGACUGGGGCUGGCAAAAGAGGCAGAUGCAGCCUUUGGAGUACAUGUAGAGCGAACCAAUGGACAGCAGGCGGAGAGACAAGACACUUCCGCAAGUGCAGCUGGCACCUCGCAAUCAUCAUCGUCAACAACCUACGAACGACGGUUCAUUCGUCUCGGAUUUGCCCAUCGCUGUUGGAUGUUCAUCACGAUGCUGAUCCUGACAAUUCACCCACGAUACUGGACAGAGCGACAACAAGUUCUUCGGGAGCGAGAAAGAGAGCUGCGUGUAAAGUACGGGCCACUCAGAGACGAUGGACAAGAGGAGGGUCAGGCAAAUGGCUCGGACAACGGCCCGCGGGCGCUCACAAACGGCCAAACACUGAACGGAGCGCCUGCAAAUGCGGAAAAGGCGGAACCACCGCCGCGAACACCGCCAGGUUGGUUUGGCAAGAGACUUCUCUCCGAGCGCAUUCCAGGAUGGUUCGACUACUACUUGGACUACAAGGCGCUCAAAAAGAUCGUUUCCUCUGUGCACACCGCGGAUCAGAGUACCGUGGAUGUCUCGACUCAGUCCCAGGUUGGACUCUCCUUGAAACCGUCUGAUAUGCUCCAGGCCACGACCGGCGUCGUCCAGCCUCUCUGGGAGCCCUCUACGCCUUUGGACGGCAUGUCCUCAACGCUCUCGACGACACUCGCAGCAAAUACAUCUCUCGACCUUCAUCGCAGUCCAGACUUUCAAAUGAAAAAGGCUGCAUUCUUUUUCAAGCUUCAACGAGAGCUCGACAAGGCAUGCCCUCAGACGCACCGUCAUGCAUAUUCAGAGCUCAAGUUGAGGAUGAUUACGCUGCUUUCAAAGCGGCAAGCCGCCAUCAACCGAAUUCCCCCAGACUCUGUCGACUUGGAGUCUAUCAAAGAUCACGUCGAAUGGAAAGCCGUCAUCGAGGGAUUUACUCUCCUCCAAAAUGACCUGUUGAAACUUCAGCAAUUUGUAGAUAUUAACGGCAUAGGAUUCCGCAAGAUUCUCAAGAAAUGGGACAAGAGAUCCAAGUCCGCGACCAAGGAACUCUAUCUUGUAAGGCAGGUCGAGGUCCAGCCAGUCUUCAAUAGACAGCUCAUUACAGAAUUCUCGGACACUGUAACGGCGUGUCUACUAAACUUGACGGACGCAGAUGUGCCAAUCAGCGAAACUCUGCAAAGCGAACUGUCUCUCCACGAUUCGGUUCUCAACGCUCAGCUUUCACGGGAGCCUCUCACCAGGAGUAGAGCCUUCGUGGAUUUGGAGAACAUGGUUCGGUCUGCAGUAGCCAACAACGACGUAGAGGCCACGCGGCAAGCACUGAUUGCAGCGAAUGACCUUGUUACCGCACCAGACGGUCAGACCUUUGUCGCGCGGAUAUUGUGGAAGUCGGCAAUAGAUGCAGAACCAGAGCUGGCCGAUCUUAUACUUGAUUCCCCGACAACACCAUGCGACUUCAAGUUUGUGGAUGACAUCAACGGGAGGACCUGCAUGCACGAGGCGGCUUCAGCCGGUGCGCUCCGCCUCAUCAACCUCUGCAUCAGCAAAGGCGUAGAGGUGAACAGGCGUGAUUCUUACGGGCGUACCGCGCUACAUUAUGGAGUGAUUGGUGGCCAUACCGACUGUGUGCGCCAGCUUUUAGCUGCGAAGGCGGACCCGCUGGUCCUUGACAUGGAUGACUACUCUCCACUAUACUAUGCCGUCGUCUACGGUCACUUAGACUGCGUUCGAGCACUGCUGGAAUUCGGGGCAGAGGAUGGGCUUCACGCCCACGAUGUAAACCUACUGUCGUUUGCAUGUCAGUACGGUCAUGUCGAAAUCGCCAUCCUCCUCCUUGGAAAGGGCGCGAAACAAAUCCCAAACACGAAUGGGGAGUAUCCCAUCCACCUUGCAGCAGCAGCUGGACACGAUGGAAUCUGCAAACUUCUAGUAGAGAGAGCAAAGGAGACUAUCGACAUACCAGACAAGUUCAACGAAUGGACGCCACUCUUCCAUGCGGCCCAUAAGGGUCGUACGGCUGUCGUAAAGACGCUGAUCGAUGCCGGCUGUAAUCCACAAGCCGUCGACGAGACGGGUAAGACCGCCAUCUUUUAUGCUGGAUGGUAUGGACAUGUAGAGAGUGUCUCCUUGCUCCUACAAACGACGCAGGAAAGCAUCGUUGCCACCGCUGCCCCUUCUGUACCACAGUCUCAGCUUCCCGAAACUAGCGAGCAUAAGCCUCGACUAGAAGCCGAGCUCGCGGAUAUGGAUACCGACCUUAUUCCUUCGCUUGCGCUCCCGCCACCAAUCAUGCCAUUCCGAAUCUAUGGUCACAACUAUCUCGAUAAGCAAUAUCUCGUUCAGAUCACCCUCGGUCAACCAUAUUCGCGCUUCUCUGCAGGGGCUCACGAAUCUCCUGUAGAGAUAACCGCCUGGUCCUGGGACCAACCUAUUGGAACACCACACCCUCGGCCACAAUCGCUUCUCAAGAUGGUCAUGACCUCGAGAGCGGAAAACACUGCUGUGCCCGUCAGUCUCACAAUCCCGCUCUCAGAAGAUAGAGAUGUCAUUACGUUCCAAGUUCAAGAUUUGUCCGAACUCUCUCUCGAGUUUUCCUUCUAUCCAAAGUUUGGCUCGAAGACGAUCGGCCGUGCCGCCGUCUUGCCUUCGGUAUUCAAGGACCUUAAAGACAGCAAGAUAAUCUCCCUGGCAAUUCUGGACCACAGAUUACAUAUCAUUGGUCGCGUCAUCUUCGAGGCAUGCAUAAUUCGACCAUUCGGCGGAGUGACGCUUCAACCCGGGGGCGCCUUGGAGACCUACUGGAAAUCUUCCAGCCAAUUCUCGUCGAAGGUCGACCAUGUCGUAUCUUCGCCUUCCGCAUUGGAUUCUACGCAUACAUCGCCUUCGAAUCAUUCUAUUCUCAAUCCUUCAGGCUCUGUUAUGAUCUCUUCCCUUUCUAAUGACUUUAUCACCUUCGUUGUACAAGGCACUCGGGAUCUUGUCCCGGUCGUUCACUCCGAGUGGAAUCUUCCCGUCGAGGGACUUAGCAUAGGAGUGUCAGACGUGACUUCGGAUCAGUUUACUGCGAUCGCCAAACGCCAAGGGAGAUCGCUAGAUCCUUCGUCCGUCCGAACGCCUAUGACCACUCAGCAGUGGGCUGACCUGGUCAGCAAGACCAUGACAACACUUGAAGAUGUGUUUUCCGUGCUACCUCCGGACAUUGGCGUCAAUAUCCAUGUGGCUUACCCGAAUCGCGCAAUUCGUGAUUCCUACAGCCUCGGGCAUUGCCUCGAUCUGAACUCGUAUGUUGAAUCGAUAUUGAUGGUCAUCUAUCGCGCAGCCUCCGUUUAUCCUCGACGUCGGCUCUCAUUCCUAUCCUUCUCGCCAUCAGUAUGCACCGCACUCAACUGGAAACAGCCGAACUAUCCUGUCUUCUUUGCCUCGCAUUGUGGACUUCUUGAGAAGGAGCGGGCCAAGUGGCGGCCUCCACGACCCGAACCUGAGACGGAUAGGAGAUGCAGCAGCGUAGCCGCGGCGGUGGAGUUUGCACACACUAAUAAUCUUCUCGGCGUAUUCCUCAACGCGGGCUUGCUUACUCAGGUUCCUGCGCUCAUUCAGGCUGUCAAGGAUGCAAACCUUUUGUUAGGGGCAUUCGGUACCGUCGAAACGGUCACGACCCUCCAAAACGCCCCCGGUCAUCCUUUGGGCCGGCCAGAUGCGACGUGGGCAGGUGGAGUGAUUCGAUUUGUGGAUAAUACCAACCUUGCGGUCCUGUGA